Messenger RNA from Grus americana (Whooping crane), 690 nucleotides. It is a transcript of the gene SYCE1, whose product is annotated as synaptonemal complex central element protein 1. The transcript is spliced from 11 exons. Gene Ontology annotation, biological process: synaptonemal complex assembly. The record is from RefSeq and is a predicted model, not a curated record. Gene Ontology annotation, cellular component: synaptonemal complex. Lineage: Eukaryota; Metazoa; Chordata; Aves; Gruiformes; Gruidae. The coding region runs from base 1 to 690 and encodes 229 amino acids.
AUGGACGGUGACCUGCGCGGCGUCCCCUACCCCGCCGCUGGCAGCCAUCGCCUGGACGUGCUGCUGGGACGCAUCCGCACCCUGCAGCGAGCGCGUCAGGCCGCCGCGCGGGAGCUGGCGGAGGCGCAGGGACGCAGCGAGGGGCUGCGGCGGCACCUGGAGCAGCUGGAGGAGCAUCAGUCGGCACUGGAGGGGCUCUGGCAGCAGAAGCAGGAGGCGCUGCGGGUGGCGCGGCUGCACAGGGAGGAGGUGGAGGCCGAAGGUCAAAGGCACCGGGGCCUGUGCCUGGGCCGCCAGCAGGACCUGGAGGGGGCGGGGCAGCAGCGGGGACACCUGCGUCACCUGCGUCGGGCUCACAGGCAGGAGUUCUGGCGUCAGCUCGAUGACAUCAUGGAGGAGCACAAACACCUACGGGAAGCGCACGCCCCGGCCCAGUUGGCGGCUGAACUGGUGCGACUGGAGGAAGCGCAGGAGCAGCUGCUCAGCCAGGAGCGCCACCUGCUGGAGGCGGAGGAGCAGCUGGGGCCUGAAGCCCACGUGGCCGCGCGAUUGGUGGAGGAAGAGGAGGAAGGGGUGAAGCGGAGGCUGGAGGCGGAGCUUGGGAGACGACAGGCCUGCCAGAACCGCAGGGAUAGGCUGGAGGAGGAGCUGGAGCGGCUGCAGCGCCCCCUGGAGGCCCCGCCAGAGUGA